AUGGCCGACAACGCCGAAGCUGGCAGUGAUGCCCAAAUCACCUUCAAGGUCAAGCCCUUGUCCGAAAAAGUCUACACCAUCGAAAUGCCCGAGAGCACCUCCGUCCUCGAACUCAAGACGAAGCUCGCUGGUGCCGACUUCGAAAACGUCCCUGUUGAACGCCAACGACUCAUCUACGCUGGCCGUGUCAUGAAGAAUGAAGAGACUCUUGCCACAUACAAGAUCAAGCCAAACAACACCAUCCACAUGGUCAAGAGCGCCGCCAGCAACCAGACCCAACCGGCUAGUUCCAAUGGUUCUGCUGCACCCCAGACUCUGCCGACAAAUAUGGCCUCGGGAACCGCCAACAACCCUCUUGCCAACCUUACCAGUGCCCGCUAUGCCGGCCAUCAGCUGAACCUUCCUGGUUUGGAUAGCUUCGGCCCCGACGGCGGCAUGGGCCCUCCCAUGGACGAUGAGCGAAUGGCCCGUUUGAUGUCAGACCCUAACGUCCAGCAGUCGAUGAACGAAGCUCUCAACAACCCCGACUUUGUCAACAUGCUCAUCGACUCAAACCCCAUGCUCCGCAACAUGCCUAAUGCUCGUGAGCUCAUCACGUCACCAUUCAUGAGAGAGAUGAUGAGCAACCCUGCCAUGCUAAGCGGUGCUAUGCGCAUGCAGCGUGGUAUGCGCGGGGGCGAAUCGGCUUUCCCUGCCCCCGGCGCGACUGACACAACACCCGAGAAUACAACACCCCAGAAUCCAGCCGAUGCGCCCCGCGACGGUGCCCAGCCGGAGAGACCAUGGAUGCCCACCUUGUUCGCCCCUGGAGUUCAUAUCCCACCGUUUUUGACUGAAAUGGAGCAAGGCCUUAUGAACAUGGGGAUGGACCCCAAUGCGAGUUCUGCCGCCAUCCUUGAAAUGAUCGCACAAGGCGCGAACCAAGGCGGUGCUGGAACAACGGGUGCUGGAACCACGGGUGCUGGAGCAACGGGUACUGGAACAACGGGUGCUGGAACAACGGGUGCUGGAACAACGGGUGCUGGUGCGCCCCCAGGCACAGGCCCGGGCGCAGGUGCCAACGCGCGGAACCCUUUUGCUGCCUUGUUCCCCGGCGCUGCAGGCGGAGCCGUGCCGGGUGGUUCGCCCUUUCAAAUGACUCCCGAGCAAUUACAGGCCGUGACGCGGAUGCUGCAAGGCAAUGCCGCUGGAGCACCGGCUGCACCGGCUGACACUCGCCCUCCAGAAGAACGAUAUGAGGAGCAGCUUCGACAGCUCAACGACAUGGGCUUUUUUGAUUUUGAUCGCAACGUGGCCGCGCUACGAAGAAGCGGAGGCAGUGUGCAUGGUGCUAUAGAAUAUCUGCUUUCCGGUUGA
Messenger RNA from Cordyceps fumosorosea ARSEF 2679, 1356 nucleotides. Its product is annotated as deubiquitination-protection protein dph1. The transcript is spliced from 2 exons. Gene Ontology annotation, cellular component: cytosol. Gene Ontology annotation, molecular function: polyubiquitin modification-dependent protein binding. NCBI's taxonomy places the organism in Eukaryota, Fungi, Ascomycota, Sordariomycetes, Hypocreales, Cordycipitaceae. Gene Ontology annotation, biological process: ubiquitin-dependent protein catabolic process. The coding region runs from base 1 to 1356 and encodes 451 amino acids. The record is from RefSeq and is a predicted model, not a curated record.